Messenger RNA from Anoplopoma fimbria (sablefish), 1742 nucleotides. It is a transcript of the gene spo11, whose product is annotated as SPO11 initiator of meiotic double stranded breaks. The transcript is spliced from 13 exons. Bases 76 to 1251 code for a protein of 391 amino acids. The record is from RefSeq and is a predicted model, not a curated record. Gene Ontology annotation, cellular component: nuclear chromosome. Lineage: Eukaryota; Metazoa; Chordata; Actinopteri; Perciformes; Anoplopomatidae. Gene Ontology annotation, molecular function: ATP binding; DNA binding; DNA topoisomerase type II (double strand cut, ATP-hydrolyzing) activity. Gene Ontology annotation, biological process: meiotic DNA double-strand break processing; reciprocal meiotic recombination; meiotic DNA double-strand break formation.
GCAAAUCUCGCGAGAUUUCCACAAUACUCUUACGCGGGAACAUCGGGGUUUUUCUUACAUACGCUUAAAAAAUACAUGAUGGCAUCUCGUGUAACAGAUAUGUUUUCAGAAAUUGACAAGUUUCGCACUGAACUGCUGAACAAUGUCGACGUUAUGACAGACUGCCAGCGAAUAGAAGAAGAAAUCAGCCAGAGGGAAAUUUUGACCCGCAUUGAAAACGUAAUCCUAGAAAUAGUGACAAGUCUUUCCAGAGAUGAGGCCCCUGUCCUGGCACUGCCCAACAGAUCCAGCUGGGCCAACAUCAGCUUUGACAGUGCCGUCGGGCUCCAGAUGAACUCAGGAAGUUCUGUCACCACCAUUAGGAGCGACUGUCCGUCGUCUGCCACUAAAUUUGCGCAAAUUCUCAAGAUUUUCCUGAUCAUCUACAGACUUGUGCAGAGCAACUCGUUUGCAACCAAAAGAGACAUCUAUUACAACAAUACGCAGCUGUUUGGCACCCAGAAGGCUGUUGAUGGUAUCGUGGAUGAUAUUUCCUGCAUGCUUAAGGUUCCUCGCCGAUCUCUACAUGUGAUGGCCACGUCGAAGGGAUUAAUCUCAGGUGAUCUGUGUUACAUGGAGGAGGACGGCACAAGGAUCGACUGCCGCUCCAGCUCUGCUGCUGUUGCAGUUUCAUCAAACAUUCGUGGGAUUAGAAAUAUUUUAUCAUCCGCAAAAUUUGUCAUGAUAGUCGAGAAGGACGCAACGUUUCAGAGACUUCUGGACGACGACUUCUGCACAAAGAUGUCUCCUUGCAUCCUAAUCACAGGUAAAGGCGUGCCGGACGUGAACAGCAGGUUGAUGGUGAGAAAGCUCUGGGACGCGCUGCACGUCCCCGUCUUCGCCCUGGUGGACGCCGACCCUCACGGGAUUGAGAUCAUGUGUAUCUACAAGUACGGAUCGGUGGCCAUGUCCUUUGAGGCCCACAGUCUGACCGUCCCCAGCGUUAUGUGGCUAGGCCUCCUCCCCUCUGACCUCCAGAGGCUGCGGGUUCCCGAGGAUGCCCUCAUCCCCCUCACUAGUAGAGAUGAGAACAAACUCCAAAGCCUCCUCAAAAGGCCAUACGUAACCAGCAAACCUGACUGGCAGAAAGAGAUGGAACUGAUGCAGCAGAGUAAGGUCAAGGCUGAAAUACAGUCACUAGCAGCCAUAGCUCCGGAUUUCCUCACCAGCAUCUACCUGCCCAACAAGCUGCGGUACGGGGGCUGGGUGUGAGCACAAUGAUGCCCCCUCCAGUAAUAACAAGGGAACUGCUAAAAGCUGGUUUCAAAACCAAAACCAGAUUUUCAAUUUAACUGUCCUGCCCUCGUCAUAUGGAUCAAAAUAAUAAGUUGGUAUGUAAUGUUUUUUUUUUAACGAGUGACUUUAACGAGUGACUGUUUGCUAAUUGCAAAAUGUCUCACCCUAUCAUUAAAGCCUUGUAAUCUCUAUGACAAGUCACAACCUGUUUGCGGUUUCUCUAUUCUUGUUAACUUUGUUUAUAUCCCCAAGAUGUUCGGGCCUGCUGUUGAAAACCUGCCAACCACACUAUGUGAAUCAGUUCCAUUCAUGGAGUUAAUUAUUCUACAAUUGUUUCAGCAUUGUCUUGCAUGAUUUAAAAACCACUGAACACCGCUGUGCAUGUUUUGUGCAGAGACAACAUGUUAACAGAUGAGUAGGGUGAUUUAGUGGCUCUGGCAUUUGUGUAACUAGGGCGACUCAUUUAG